Sphenostylis stenocarpa is the source of this 699-nucleotide messenger RNA. The record is from the annotation of a GenBank genome assembly. NCBI's taxonomy places the organism in Eukaryota, Viridiplantae, Streptophyta, Magnoliopsida, Fabales, Fabaceae.
AUGCCCUCUCUCUCCUCCUCCUACACCUUUGAUUCCUUCUCCAAAUCCCAGGAACUAUCCUCUGUCAUACCAUCUGCGAACAACCCUUCCCAAAUCGCAUCUGCGUGCGCCUCCAUCGACUCCUUCCUACACUCUCACUCACCCAACCAAUCCCGCCACUUCUUCUCCCUCGCCUUCCCUACCCUAAUCUCCAAGCUCUUCGGCUUCAACGACCCCGCCUUUGCCAAUGCUUGGAUCCACCACCGCCACUCCGACGACCUCGCUCAAACCCUCUUCUCCCUCCUCUCCCCUGCCGGCACCCUCGCCGCUACCAUCGUCGCCAUUGACCGCCUCUCCCUCGUCAAAUACGUUUUCCCCACCAAACACCUCCCUCACUGGACCUGCUCCCUCCUCCUCAACGAAAAUAAUGUUGUUGAUUCUUGCCCCCUCUCCGAUCUCUGCCCCUCCCUUUUCAAGCCCUCCCCUUCUCCCUCCCAAAUCCAGCUCAACGUCUUCGAAUACUUUUUCUUUUGGUUCUUAAGUCCACUUUCAUCAGUUCCUCUGGUAUCUCUUGUUGGUUUUGGACUGUAUGAGUUAGGGUUCCCUGAGUCAGGGAGUUGGCAUUUUGUUAUCAGGAUUGUUUGGAACAGUCAAUGGAUCCUUUGUGUCCUUCUCGCAUUUGUGUCUUAUCGACUCUCUCCUUGUGCUGGAAAUGGUUAG